Molecule: messenger RNA, 5980 nt
Organism: Myripristis murdjan (pinecone soldierfish)
Lineage: Eukaryota; Metazoa; Chordata; Actinopteri; Holocentriformes; Holocentridae
Gene: topaz1
Product: testis and ovary specific TOPAZ 1
Exons: 20
Coding region: 323-5740 (1805 amino acids)
Biological process (GO): spermatocyte division
Source: RefSeq, a predicted model, not a curated record
GCUCAGGGCAGAAGCGAGGCUGCAACCCACACCCGUUAUCGAGUUCAAAAAAGCACUUGUAAAGUUAAUCUUACCUGAAUCGCUGACUUUUUAUGUUCAACUACCGAGCAGGCCGCCGUGGAUGUGUUUGGAUGAGAAACACCAUUUUGGCCUAAUCGAUGUGGUAGAGUCAACAUUGUCAACAUUAGUCCACGGUGACAUGGGCCGUUUUGUUGGUAACUAAGUUAAUUAAAAUGUCCUGCUUAGAGGCACGACGCCAGGCAAAUCCCAUAUAAUUUAUUUAGUUUAUUGCAGUUUGAAUAGGAAGGCAUUUGUUGUCAGCAUGUUCCCGGCCUCCGGCAGGGUCAAACUGAACCGAGCUACACUGAAAGAUGUUAUUGGGCUGCAGCUGGUUCCGAGACGGAGGCGGGUAUCCAAGGCACUGACUACAGCUGACCUGCCCGCUACGCCGCAAAAAACACAGGAUAGACAGCGGCUCAUGGAAAACCCCGUCUCCAUCCCCGGUGAAUUUGUCCGGCCUUGUUCAUCAGACCAAAUGGUCCCAGAAACUGUGACAGACACGUAUGUGGGGGCACCUAAGAGCGGCCCAUCCUUUUCACAGACUGACGGUGAAGGUACGCGGCUACCCGAGAGGAGCAGUCCUUGUAAACGCACUGGGAUUGAUUUGGACACGAAACAUGAGGGGCCGUACACCAGAGAAAUCAAUAGAAAGAGAAACGUGUGCCCAAAACCUGCUGGACUCACUGGUUCAGAGCAGUCUGUAAGAAGAGCUCUCAUAGCAUCCAGCUAUGGUCUGUGUGGUCAUUGUGAAAAAAAUACUUCUCUGUGGAUGAACUUGGGUAAGGAAGGUCCAGAAAGCACUAGCCCAGGGCUAAAGCAGCUUGUGCCCCCGUGUAAGACCAAGAAAGCAAACACAGUCAUUCAGACCCCAAUCUGUAAGACCCCUGCGAAGAUUAUAACAUGGAUAGGCAAGAACCCCAUGGUGAAGCUUUGUGACGUAGUCCAGAAAUGUGAUGUGUGCUGUCAUAAAUGUGGCUAUGUGUUGCCGGAUGUGCUCAAGACCAAAGUUGUGCAUUGCUUCAAACAAGACUUGAAUGCUGAAGUUCGAUUUCGGCCCCGUUGUUCAGGAUAUGACAAACACAGAGGUGGGGAGAGCACCGUGGCUAAAAGUAGUGAUUCAUGUCACAGUUUUGGCUCCGAUAAGAACUCAUCACAGCCCCAGAGUCUGACUGAACUCCAGAAAAAAUACACAAAAGAAAACCCAACUGCAGAGACAUUCAUCAACCAUGCCAACCACUGCCCUUACCUAGAUGUUUGGACAACUGAAGCAUCUGCCAAUUGUUCUGCUUCUCUCUCAUUAGGUGAGUGUACGAGCAAGGGGCAGUGCAUGUUGGACAGAGAUAUUGAGGAGGAUCCUGUUGCAGAAAGUGACGUCGUAGCACCAGAGAGACGGAAAGUGAAGAGACUAAGGCUUGGUGAUAGUAUUAGAGAUGGGAUUUUGCAGUCCAGUCCAAGUCUAGAAAGCAGCACUCAAAAUGAACUAACAGAGACUCACGUUGGAGACAAAAGAAAAGAGUCUAGCAUGGCUGUCAACAGUCAGUUAUGUUUAGAUCUGAGUACUGGGAGCAUGCAUGUAAAUAAAAGUGCUCAAGAGGAAUCUGGUGACCAGAACGGCGAUCCUGGAAAAGAUGAUGCAGCCCAGAACUCAUCAGAGCUGGUCUCUCAAAAGAAUGGGGUGGGACAUCACUCAAACAACACAGACCAAUUGGAGCAGUUCUCAUGCCAGAGAGCGAGGGUCUAUUUCAGACGAAUAUAUUUUUCAUGUGCGCGCACAGACAUGCCAUGGCCCUUUCCUCACAAAGGUCUGACCAAUCAAAUGCCUGCUGGGUCUGAUGCCUGUCUUACAGAGCCUGUUCCUCAAUUUCCUAAAUAUUGCACAGAUGCUGCAGUGAAUCAAAAUCAGGAUUCAGUGUAUUCACUUGACAGGCGAACCACUGGUAUGCUCUCAAGUGUAGCAUCAGGCUCCUCUUCUGGCACAAACCAAUGGAUCUCUUCUCACAAAAAAUAUGAGAGGGGAAAAGAUGUCAGGUGGGGAAGAGAAGAGGAUGUAGGACUCAUCGUAUCAGAGAAAAAUGGGGAGGGACUGGGUAAUCAGUGUUUAUACUCUUCAGACAGCAUAAAGCCACAGCAUGCCUUUCUAUUCCAGGAGGGUGAAAAACCUCAGUCAGUCAGUCUUCCCUCAGACGUAGCUGUCUUUUGUCCUCUCAGGGAGCAAAGGGAACCUGGUACAGGCAGAGUCUUGGUUCCAUCGACGCCCAGUGAUGGAAGUGAGACCGACAAGCAGUUGUCUGCAUCUUCUACCUCAACUCCCUCACCAGCUCGCUUAGGUGACUGGCAAAUGGCCAGUUCUUUCACUCCCAUGUUGUCCUCAUUUACACUUGAUGAUUCAGACACCCGCUCAACCACACCAUCUUCUCUUCCAAAUUCAUUUCCACAAAGCCAUGAGAAUGGUGCUGUGUCUGUGCACACAUCACACACAUCCUCAUCUUCACCCAAACAUCUGGUCGAAACCUCUUUGUUGUGUUAUAAAACCCACAUGACCUCACCAAGGUAUACUCAGUGUUGCACUCCUCCACCCAACUCUGAAUCCUUUCAUUCUUGUGCAUCUUCCCUCAUCCUGUCACAAGAAGAGCAAGAGACUGAGGAAUACACUCUCACAGAGAGCAGUCUGAAACCUGAGCAGCAUUGUCAGCCAUCUCCCUCUGACAGUGACCUUGCAGAUGUGUUUGGAAAGGAGAGUCCAUCUCUCAUCAGCUCCACAGAAAGAUGGUUGGAGAUAGGCUUAAAUGUGUUUAUACCUCCUCCAGUCCUCUCUCCUAUCGCUUCACCACAAAGGCACUCCUCUACAAACCUCUUGCCACAAACCCAUGAGGAAGACAAAGAGCAGAGCCAACACAAACUGUUAUCUGGAAAUCAGAUGCCAAAAAUGGCUACAGCGGUAACAGGCACUCGGGGUUGGUCUGUGGUUCAUGAAAAUAUUGAGGACUGCAAGGAUGGAGGACUGCAAACACAUGAGGAAUUGACCAAUGGAGACCUAGAACAAGUUGAUCCAGAUUUUAAAAUGAAGGAAAGCCUUACCACAUAUGGUCUAAAGGAACCCCAGUCCCGAUUCAGCAAUGAUGAAGAUGCAGGUGAUUGUAAUGAAGAGAUUGAUCAAGACUACCCAGAGGAUGUAGAGCAGGGUAACAGAAACUCCGAAGUUUCCUCAAAUCCUAAAAUACAAGCAACUCUUAACACAGCUGUUCUGACAGAACCCCACUCUUCUCCUAGCAGCGAUGGAGAUGAUAGAAGUUACGACGAUGAGGCACAGUCACAGACCUCUGGAGGAGGAGGAUGUUCACCUGAAACGUCAGUCAGUGAAAGAGAGGAAGCAGAGGCAGCUGAUGAUGACGACAAGGCCCACCUCUUGGAUGAGUUUACAGCAUAUGAACAGGAUAUACUGCUUGUAGAUGUGAUCCAGGAUGACCCAGACCUGUUUGGGAACGUGCCUAAGCAGAGUUUGUUGAGGCUGGGCCCUACAAGGGUUAGUGAGGCCCCUCAUGCCAGUGCUGUAGGAGAUGUGAGAGCACCAUCAUCAUCACUGCAGACUGAACAAAGGUCUGGCACCGUUGCUGCGGAGUUACUGGUACAUAUUGAAGCGGAGGAGAGCAACAAGAGGCCCUGGAGACCCCAGUCUGGUAGCAGUCCCCUCCAAAUGCACAGCACGGACUGGCCCCCCACAAACAACCAAACCAAGACCAUGGAAAAAGAAGAUGCCAACAAUAAUGAUGUAAAAGAUGACUUUGAAAGGAGCCAGGCCAUCCAGACAGUGGGCCCCCUGCAUAACACCAUACCCCAACUCAUGAGUUUUGGAAGUGGGCCAUGGAUCAAAAACCCAUCGAACAUGACCGAUUGGAGGCGCCAGAAAUCCAGUGCUUAUUGCCGGCUCUACUUCAGUGAAACCCUGUCCUGUACUUUCAAGAUCUGUCGGUUUCAGCAUGUGCCCAUUGAGGGGGAUGAGAAGUUCUGCAUUGAGACUGUGACACGGUUCACUCAGAAUCCACUGUGCCUCCCGAAAGCAGGAGCUGUGUUUACAGGCUACUACCAGAACAACCCGCCAGGAGUGUAUUUCUCCAUGCCGGUGUUGAUCUCCCUCCUGUGGGCUCUGCUCAAAGCCGGAUUGCUCCCCACUCUCUUUUCGGUCCUCAACGCCAGCGUGGCUCACAGGAUAAUGCCUGGUCCUGAGUUCCUGUUGGCCCUCUUUAACUUUGUGAGAGAAAGGGGGCUCAUGGGCUUUGUGCCUGAACUCAUGCAGCUCACAGCCAAGAUGACUGAUGCAGGCCUAGUGCUCAGUUCAGAUUACGCUGAACUACAAAAAACUCAAGAGUCCCACCAGAAGAACCCUCUUAACGCCUCUACUCAAAUGUCUGACAACCACAAGUUAUCACCAUCCACCAGUGUACCUUUUCCAGAGACCCUGAAUUUGGCCCACGCCAUUGUGGAAAUAGAGCUUUGUACCAAACAGGAGGACUGGAGGCGGAUGGGGGUGGUUUUCAGGUCCAUCUGCCAAUCCAACCAAGUUCCCAACAAAUUGGAGCUCAUCAGCGGUCGCAUUGCCGUAGCACUCCUGUCUGAGACCAAAAACAAACUGUCCCUGCCCUUUGCUGCCUUUGCUGAGAUGGUGUAUCAGGAUGAAGGUGAGAACAGCCUGAUCCGGAGCUAUCUUGGCAGAAUCGGAGUUUCUCUCAUGUUAAGAUACCACAAAACACAUCAGUGGGCUAAGGGUCAGAAGGUUGUUGAGGUGCUGUCCAAGUCAAAGGUUAGCUACUCAAAGCUGAAGGGCUUGUUUGGGAAUGAGGAUGGGGCAUCACGCUGCUGCCUUGUCACCAUGGCUACCGAGCUCUUCCUCCUGAACGGCAGUGUGGAGGGUGCUCUCAACACACUCCGAGAGAAUGAGUGGUUCAUCAGGUCGCCCUUGUGGCCAUCAAAUCCUGAUGAUCUGGAGAAGAGGUGCCAUGUUUUGAUGCGUCUAGCGGAGAAAACCUCUCAACGAGACACACUGGAGGUCCUCUCCAACCUUCCUGGACUCAAAGAGCCAAGUGACUUGGUAGAUCCUUCAAAGUACAGUCCCCAAUUUAACUCUCACCUGCAAGCGUGUGUGGAAAGGCAGACCCUUUCCGUAGCAUCAGAUACAGUGGACUUCAUGCUCUCUAAGAAGCUGGCAGUGGAGCCCUCCCUGCUGCAGACACUUCUACAUAAGCUGGGCAAGCUAAACCUCUGGCUCCGGGCUCGGGAAGUGUUCAAACAUGCGCUGUGUGGGGGAUAUUACCCUGGUGUGUCAGCUCCGCCCGGCCUCCUGGCGCUGACUGUCCCGUGUCGACUGGGAGAAAUUGAGAUGGCUCUCACCUUCGAGAUGUUCAUCAUGGUCAAUGCAACGGUCAUACUCAAUACCACAGAGGCCACCUCUUGUUUGAGUGUCACUCUGACAAGGACUCAAAACUGUGAGAGGAAAUACCUCUCUGCUGGCAGCCGCCUCCUCUCUGCAGCAUGCCUACCCCAGCCCCGUCUAUCUGUUCGAUACACAGCGGUCAACUCUUCGCAAGAGCAAGUGUUCAUAUUAGACGCUUCAUCAGCCCGACGGUGGCUCCGACACAAUCACUUGUGGGCCAGUGAGGUGUGGUCACACUCCUCCAAACAGUGACACCUGCCCAUCGUCUCCUGCAAUAUUAAUCCAGUUCUAGGAAACUGCUUGCAUUCCAGAAACUUCAGGUUCUUCUGGGAAGUACCAUCGGCACUUAAAUCUCACUGUAUAUUAUGGUGUUUGUUAUUUGGCUUUAUUACUUUGUUAAUGUUGUUGUCAGACUUGUUUGUUUCCAGUUCCAGAGCAGUGACUCAAUUUCUUUGUAUGUUUUUUAUAAAUACAUUGUUCUCCUAGAACCAA